AUGGACCAGCAACCCAGCAAUGGCACCAGAGACGCCGCCGCAGCAUCCAUAUCCGACGCCAACGGCGGCGUUCCUGGCCUGAACCCCGAUCUCGCCGUGCCGACUUCCAUGCCAGCCAUGAUGAUGCCCGGCCAAGGCUUCAUCCCAGACCAAUCUCUCGCCACCACAGCCGCCAUCCCAGACGCCUCAGCCACGGCUCCUCUCAUGUUCAGCAACGGCAACGGCGUCCUUGCCAACAAGGCCAUCACAGCAGAUGAAAUCGCCCUCUAUGACCGUCAAAUCCGCCUCUGGGGCAUGGCCGCCCAGGCCAAGAUCCAAAACGCCAACAUCCUGCUCAUCACCAUCCGCGCCCUCGCCAACGAAAUCGCCAAGAACCUCGUCCUCGCAGGCAUCGGCUCCCUCACCGUCCUCGACAGCGCCGCCGUCACCGAGGCGGACCUGGGCGCGCAGUUCCUCCUCUCCGAGGUCGACAGCCCCGUCGGCAUGAACCGCGCCGAGGCCGCCAGCGCCGCCCUGCGCAAGCUCAACCCGCGCGUCCGGGUGCACGUCGACGCCGAGGGCGUCAAGGCCAAGGGCCCCAGCUACUUUGGCGCCUUCGACGUCGUCAUCGCCACGGACCUCGACCCGGACUCGUUCAACCUCAUCAACACGGCCACCCGCCUCAACGGCAAGGCCUUCUACGCCGCGGGCACGCACGGCAUGUACGGCUUCAUCUUCAGCGACCUCAUCGAGCACGACUACGUCAUCGAGCGCGACCUCGGCAACGUCGCCACCCAGCCGCGCCAGGAAACCCGCACGCGCUCCAUCGUCAACGUCCAGACCAACAAGGAGGGCGCCAAGACGGUCGAGUCCGUCACCAAGCGCGAGCUCUACUCCACCUGGUUCCUCGCCAGCGACGUCGCCGGCCUGCCCGACGAGUACAGCAAAUCCAGGCGCCGCCUGCGCAGCGUCACCCCGGCGCUCUCGUGCCUGCGCGCCCUGUGGGAGUUCAUGCAGAUCCAGGGCGGCCGCCUGCCGGGGACGCGCGAGGACCUCAAGCUCUUCACGCAGAUCGCCACGCAAAAGCACAAGGCCCUCAACCUCCCCAGCGAGACCCUGAGGCCCGAGUUCCUGCGCAGCUUCCUGCAGAACCUCGGCAGCGAGAUUGCGCCCGUCACGGCCAUCCUGGGCGGCCAGCUGGCGCAGGACGUCAUCAACGUGCUCGGCCAGAAGCAGCAGCCCAUCCAAAACAUGGUCAUCUUCGACGGCACCACCAUGGAGGCCCCCAUGUACCCCCUCCAUCCCGAGGUUCCGGAAACGCAGGCACAAGUAAGCUCAGCCGACAACCCAACAACGAGCGCACCGCCUCCGAACGACCCAAUGAGCGCACAAUGA
This is a messenger RNA of Trichoderma citrinoviride, 1374 nucleotides long. RefSeq lists its product as hypothetical. Gene Ontology annotation, cellular component: SUMO activating enzyme complex; cytoplasm. Gene Ontology annotation, biological process: protein sumoylation. The record is from RefSeq and is a predicted model, not a curated record. The coding region runs from base 1 to 1374 and encodes 457 amino acids. Lineage: Eukaryota; Fungi; Ascomycota; Sordariomycetes; Hypocreales; Hypocreaceae. The transcript has 3 exons. Gene Ontology annotation, molecular function: SUMO activating enzyme activity.